Messenger RNA from Ornithorhynchus anatinus (platypus), 970 nucleotides. RefSeq names its product transmembrane protein 167A (gene TMEM167A). Gene Ontology annotation, biological process: intracellular transport; protein secretion. NCBI's taxonomy places the organism in Eukaryota, Metazoa, Chordata, Mammalia, Monotremata, Ornithorhynchidae. The record is from RefSeq and is a predicted model, not a curated record. The coding region runs from base 40 to 258 and encodes 72 amino acids. The transcript has 4 exons.
CCCGUCCGCCGCCGCCGCCCGGGACGAGGACCUGUCGCUAUGUCUGCCAUCUUCAACUUUCAAAGUCUACUGACAGUAAUCUUGCUGCUCAUAUGUACCUGUGCUUAUAUCCGAUCCUUGGCCCCCAGCCUACUGGAUAAAAAUAAGACGGGAGUUUUGGGUGUGUUUUGGAAGUGUGCCAGAAUUGGUGAACGAAAGAGUCCUUAUGUAGCAGUGUGCUGUAUUGUUAUGGCCUUCAGCAUUCUGUUUAUGCAGUAACAGUUGGAAAACACAGAGUUUCCUUUCUAUGUGACUUCGGAGAAUAAAAGGACUUGCCUAUAGGAAACAACAAUGGGAAGAGUGAUUCAUCAGCUCUUGAUGCAUUGGGUCAGAGAGACUCAUGACUGUCAUUCUCUGUUUCACUUGAAAAUGGACCAAUGUUGGUGCUAUAUGAGUAAUUAAGAUGCAGGUUUAAUUCCAGAAGUGUGAUAUGGAUGCAAUUAUCAAUUUGGUAUUACUGUUCCUAUCAUGGCCAUUCUGUUGCUUUGCAUUUUGAUUUUAAGUGAAUAGAAUAGGACCUGAAAUACAAUAGAACAAAGUUGAUCAAUAAAUUUACUCAAGUUACUGUCUAUAUGAUUUAGAAAUGAUAUUCAUCUUUAAAGAAUGAGAAUAUUUCAGGGAUGAACAUUUUUCUAAAAUUAGGAAAAGGUUAAAAUUCGAGCAUUAAAAAUUGUUAUUUUAAGUGACUAAAUGCUUCUUGUAUUCCAUAGACAAUUAGCGUUGCACUUUUAAUGAGUACCUUCACUCUGAGCAAAACCUAAAGUUUAUUACAUUGUCAUAAACACGGAAUCAAUCUCUGCGGUAUUUAUAUCAUUAAGAUACCAAUAUGCUUCCUGUAACAUUUGCCUUGAGAAAGAAAUCUUUUCUUCACCCACCACUGUAGGAAGUCUCAUUGUUUUCAGCACAAUAAAAUAAGAAAUCCCAAAUAUGA